Messenger RNA from Cornus florida, 708 nucleotides. RefSeq lists its product as uncharacterized. Gene Ontology annotation, molecular function: RNA-DNA hybrid ribonuclease activity; nucleic acid binding. The record is from RefSeq and is a predicted model, not a curated record. The coding region runs from base 1 to 708 and encodes 235 amino acids. Lineage: Eukaryota; Viridiplantae; Streptophyta; Magnoliopsida; Cornales; Cornaceae. The transcript has a single exon.
AUGCCUCCAAGGAAGAAAUGGCCGUUGAAACUUUAUUUAUCGGCUGUAGAGGAAUCAAUUGGUAUCAUGCUUGCUCAGAAUAAUGAACUUGGAAUGGAACAUGUUGUUUACUAUUUAAGAGUACUAACUGAUGUUGAAUGCAUAUAUUCUUCAAUUGAGAAGCUUUGUUUAUCUUUGUAUUAUUCAGCCAUGAAAUUAAAGGUAUAUAUGCGGCCGGUUGAUGUCUACAGUCUUUGUCAAACUAUUAUGAUUAAAUAUAUGCUAUCAAGGCCAUUGAUUACUGGCCGAAUAGGUAAGUGGGCAUUUGCCUGGAUGGAAUUCAAUUUUAUUUUUGUCCCACAAAAAUCAGUUAAAAGAAGGGUUCUGGCUGAUUUCUUGGCCGAUCAUCCUUCAACUGAUAUUGAUCCACAGGUUUAUGAUGAAUUAGAGUGCUUAGCCAUAUUCCUAACCCCUUGGAUAUUGAUGUUCGAUGGAUUAAGCAUGGCCGAUAGAGCGGGGGCAGGAAUUGUUAUCAUUUCACCAGCUGGAAGAAAGACUUUAUUUUCAUUUUUCUUAGAUUUGAAAUGUUCAAAUAAUCAGGCUGAGUAUGAAGCACUUAUAAUCAGCCUACAAAUUUUAAUUGAAAUGGCUGUUAGUGAUGUAAAAAUCUUGGGAGGUUCAAACUUGGUACUUAGUCAAAUUACUGAAGAUUUCAAAUACUUAAGUUAG